UGAAAAUAAGCAAGGCCAGCGCCCCAAGGAAGAGUCUUCCACCUGCCUUGAGCGCCCACACGGCUUAGACCUUGGAUCUAGAUGCAGAGGCCUCGAUGGCUGUGAUAAGCCUUCUGUUCUUGGCAGUGAUGUAUGUUGUUCACCACCCCUUGAUGGUCAGUGACCGGAUGGACUUAGACACAUUAGCCAGAAGUCGGCAGCUAGAGAAGAGGAUGAGUGAGGAGAUGCGCCAGUUAGAGAUAGAAUUUGAAGAGAGGAAGAGAGCAGCUGAGCAGAAGCAGAAGGCAGAGAAAUUCUGGAGAGGAGACACAUCCGAAGACCAGUUAGUACUGGGGAAGAAAGACAUGGGGUGGCCAUUCCAGGCUGAUGGCCAGCAGGGGCCGCUGGGCUGGAUACUGGGAAACCUGUGGAAUGCUGGCCUCUUCUGCCUUUUUCUCAUCUUUGAGCUCCUCCGACAGAAUAUGCAGCACGAGGCCUUUGAUUCUAGCAGUGAUGAGGAGGAGGAGGAAGUCCGGGUUUUGCCUGUCACCACCAACAACUGGCUCACUGACUUCCCCUCUCGGGAAACCUUGGAAUCCUUUUAUAAACAUCAUGUCCAGAACUCCAUUCGUGACCUGCCCAGCACCUGUGAGUUUGUGGAGAGUUUUGUGGAUGACCUCAUUGAGGCCUGUCGUGUGCUCAGCCGCCGGGAGGCUCAACCACAGUUGGAGGACUGCCUGGGCAUUGGGGCUGCUUUUGAGAAGUGGGGAACCCUCCAUGAGACCCAGAAAUUUGAUAUCCUGGUACCCAUUGCCCCCCCUCAGGGAAUGAUGUUUGUGUUGGAGAUGAGAGAUCCAGCCCUUGGCCACCGCUACGGUUCUGUGCUGGUGGAAUCAGAAUGUGUAUGCAAGCGUGAGAAACUUCUGGGGGAUGUGCUGUGCCUGGUGCACCACCACAGGGACCAUUCGAUCCCCUUGGGCAAGUGUAGCAGCUCUAUCAAGGCAGCGCUCUGCACCGGCUCCCACCUGGACGUGUGUAAGAGCAUACAGUGGUUCCGGAACAUGGUGGGCAAUGCUUGGGCACUUGUGGCUCACAAGUAUGACUUUAAGCUCAGCCUCCCUCCAUCCUCCACCUCCUGCAAGCUCAGGCUGGACUACCGCUCAGGCCGCUUUCUCUCAAUCAGCUUGGUCUUGGGGGUGCAACGGGAAGACACCUUGGUCUACUUGGUGAGUCAGGCUCCUGAUCAGGAACAGCUCACCAGUGUAGACUGGCCUGAGUCCUUUGCAGCCUGUGAGCACUUGUUCCUGAAACUCGUAGGGCGGUUUGCUCCAGAGAACACGUGUCACCUUAAGUGCCUCCAGAUCAUUUUAAGUCUUCGGGAUGUGCAGAACCUACCCCAAGGAGCACCCCGCCCCAUCCUUACCUCUUACCAUUUCAAAACAGCUCUCAUGCACCUACUGUUGAGGCUGCCCCUAACAGACUGGCACCAUGACAUGCUCUCCCAGCGGCUCCAGGACGUCCUUUGGUUCUUGGGCCGCGGCCUCCAGCAGAGGUCCCUCCAUCAUUUCCUCAUUGGUAACACCUUCUUGCCCCUGACCAUCCCGGUUCCUAAGACAUUUCGGAAUGCCGAGCCUGUCAAUCUCUUCCAACACCUGGUGCUAAAUCCCAUGGCACACUCACAGGCAGUGGAAGAGUUCCACAACCUUCUAACCCAGGUGAAAACUCUGCCCUGUGCUCCAUUGGCUGGGGCACGUUAAUAUAAAGAUCAUUAAAAAAGGGAGAAGGUAUUUCUGGUUCCUCAGGCU
Molecule: messenger RNA, 1784 nt
Organism: Condylura cristata (star-nosed mole)
Lineage: Eukaryota; Metazoa; Chordata; Mammalia; Eulipotyphla; Talpidae
Gene: ITPRIPL1
Product: inositol 1,4,5-trisphosphate receptor interacting protein-like 1
Exons: 2
Coding region: 96-1736 (546 amino acids)
Cellular component (GO): membrane
Source: RefSeq, a predicted model, not a curated record